Molecule: messenger RNA, 1395 nt
Organism: Aspergillus fumigatus Af293
Lineage: Eukaryota; Fungi; Ascomycota; Eurotiomycetes; Eurotiales; Aspergillaceae
Source: RefSeq, a predicted model, not a curated record
AUGCACGCCCCAUUAACUGGUGUUUUCGGACUGCAAAAGUCUGGGGCUACGGACCAUCAUUGCACACAAGCACACAUGGCUGUGGUAGAUGAUGGUACCGCCACAGACAGCGACGCCUCGGUAGACUCACGCCGCGCGGAGGGCGACCACGAAGAUGAGGAUGAGGAAGAAGAAGUGGACGACUCGGUCCGGGAAGAUAUGAAGAAACUUGAGGAUACUUUUCCGGGAAUCUCUGAUCGAUUUCGUCUGGUGAACAGGAUCGGUGAAGGGACAUUCUCAACAGUCUACAAAGCUGAGGACCUUCUGUACGACCAUUACAAGAAUGAUUGGGACACUUUCCAGGAAACCCAAAGCAGUAACUGGUCAAGUCCCCCAGCAAAGAGACGGCGAGUGGAGGAGUCGGUCACCAAACGGAGAAAACCGCGAUAUGUUGCACUGAAAAAGAUCUACGUUACCAGCAGUCCGUUGAGGAUUCAAAACGAGCUGGAACUGCUCCAUGACCUCCGGGGCUGCCGGUCCGUGUGCCCUUUGAUCACAGCUUUCAGGCACCAGGACCAGGUUGUGGCUGUCUUGCCUUUCUUUCCCCAUACCGACUUUCGCAUUCAAUAUCGCACAUUCAUGGUCGCCGAUAUGCGACAUUAUUUCAGAUCCCUUUUCACGGCGCUAAACUCCGUUCAUAAGCACAAUAUCCUUCAUCGAGACAUCAAACCAACACUUUGGUCUGGCGGAAGCACUUGUCUUUGCGCCAACCCGAACUUUGUGCGCCGCAGUCGGUUGCUGCAGAGCUACUAUUAUACACAUUGCUCUUCGUCCACGCUCUCGGUUGGCUACCCUAAGAACGAUUCACGGCCUGCAAGACGUGCUAAUCGAGCGGGAACUCGCGGCUUCCGGGCCCCCGAGGUUCUUUUCAAAUGUACAUCUCAAACAACCAAGAUAGACAUGUGGUCUGCCGGCGUGAUCCUGUUAACCUUGCUCGGACGUCGAUUCCCUUUUUUCAACUCCGCCGACGAUGUUGAUGCCAUGAUCGAGAUGGCAAGUAUAUUUGGCACCCGUCGGAUGAAGACUGCAGCCGCUAUGCAUGGUCAGAUUUUCGAAACCAACAUUCCGACCAUUGGCGAAAAGGGCUAUGGCUGGGAGAAACUGGUGAAAUGGGCCAGCUGUGUGGAAGAAUUGACCGAGAGCGAGAGGCAAGCCACUCGACUCUUGGCUGGUCUCAUGGAGCUGGACCCUUACAAACGAUUGAGUGCCAGGGAAGCUUUGCAGCACGAGUUCUUCACCAACCCUAUUGAGCACGAUGUGGAGUGGGGCGGACUUCCUGAGGAUAGCGCAGAUACCGGGGAGGAUGAAGAAGGCGACAGAGAUGAUGACGAGGCGGAUGAAGUAGCGAUGGUGUAG